CCGUAUGCUCCCUGACUUUGUCGGGGGUGCUGUUGAUUUUGGGGCUUUGGCCGCGGUUAGCUCCUUUGCUAAGCUGUUGCGUCGCGGAGGUUGCUCCCACGCGGAGGGAGUUGCCAAGGAGGAGUUCGCGUCUGCGGAGGAUGUUGGCGAGGGCACCUCGAGCCUGCGCAAAUCUGUCCGGAACUUCAUUAGUUCGUUCUGGAUUAGGUUUGGGCGGGCUGAGGCGAAGAAGAUGGCGGAAGCUCGUCGCGCUGAGGAGAUUGCCAAGAGGGCGGCUAAGGUUGACAAGCCCGGUCCUUCGCGUCCCCCUAGCGAAGCGCGUCCUUCGACUCAGGCUGAGGCGGAGGUUCGUGACGCAAGUGUUAAGGCUCCAGAGGAAUCUGGUGCCAAGGAUUCGGCGCAGCCCGAGACUUCUGCCCCUCCUCCGCCUCAGGUGUGAGGCUUUUUAGUUUGUAGGUUUUUUCUUAGCUUUUUUGCGUCUGUAUGUGUGACGCUUUUUGUAAGUAAGGCCGAAGGUUCUGAUUAAUUUGUAAAGACUAUUGAAAAAUGUAAUAUAAAGAGUU
Molecule: messenger RNA, 563 nt
Organism: Sorghum bicolor (sorghum)
Lineage: Eukaryota; Viridiplantae; Streptophyta; Magnoliopsida; Poales; Poaceae
Exons: 2
Coding region: 5-439 (144 amino acids)
Source: RefSeq, a predicted model, not a curated record